GUCUACGCCUUCGACUUGUUCGCGCCCGAGUUCGUGGCGGCAUUGCUCGCCGAGGUCGACGCCUUCUACGCGUCGAAGCUGCCGGCCGCGCGGCCCAACUCCAUGAACAACUACGGCGUCAUCGUCAACGACGUCGGCCUCGAGCCGUUCGUCAAGGCCCUCCAGGACAAGGUCUGCGGCCCGCUGGCCCAGGCGCUGUUCAAGGCGCACCCCCACGGCCACCCGGCGGCGGACUUCGACUCGACGCACUCUUUCAUCGUCAAGUACCGGGGCGACGAGGACCCGCACCUCGACGUGCACACGGACGACUCCGACGUGACCUUCAACGUCUGCCUCGGCCGCGACUUCGAAGGCUGCGGCCUCGUCUUCUGCGGCAUGAUCGGCGCCAAGGACCACCGCCAGCACUGCAAGACCUACGAGCACCGCGUCGGCACGUGCGUCUGCCACCUCGGCUCGAAGCGCCACGGCGCGGACGACAUCACGCGGGGCGAGCGCCUCAACCUCAUCGUCUGG
Molecule: messenger RNA, 513 nt
Organism: Aureococcus anophagefferens
Lineage: Eukaryota; Pelagophyceae; Pelagomonadales; Pelagomonadaceae
Exons: 1
Molecular function (GO): iron ion binding; oxidoreductase activity, acting on paired donors, with incorporation or reduction of molecular oxygen; L-ascorbic acid binding
Source: RefSeq, a predicted model, not a curated record